Baudoinia panamericana UAMH 10762 is the source of this 933-nucleotide messenger RNA. RefSeq lists its product as uncharacterized. The record is from RefSeq and is a predicted model, not a curated record. NCBI's taxonomy places the organism in Eukaryota, Fungi, Ascomycota, Dothideomycetes, Mycosphaerellales, Teratosphaeriaceae. The transcript is spliced from 3 exons. Gene Ontology annotation, molecular function: oxidoreductase activity. The coding region runs from base 1 to 933 and encodes 310 amino acids.
AUGUCCAGUACGUCCUCCAUGAUGCGUGCUGCGUAUUCUCGAGCACUAGGGCCGGCAUCCAAUCUUGAGCCCGCCACCAUCCCCAUACCUACACCUCAACCCGGCCAGGUCCUUAUCCGCUUCGGGCGUGCGCCAAUAGGUCCAGUCCAACUACCACGAGUCCUCAGCAUAGAGGCGGCUGGUAUCAUUGAAGCCGCGCCGGGCAGCGAGGAAGCCUUCCCAAGAGGCGCCAUCGUCCUCACGACUCUCGGCGGGAUGGGCGUCAUGUUCGACGGCGCAUAUGCAGAGUACACCUGCGUGUCGAAAGCGAAUGUGCAUGUGCUCAAGCGGCCUACGACGCUGGAUUGGAAGGUUCUGGGCGCCUUGCCCGUUAUGCUACAGACCGCUCAUGGAAGCCUUUUCCGAGGCCUGAAGCUGAAAGCCGGUGAAACUCUGCUUGUCCGUGGCGGCACCACAAGCGUUGGUCUUGCUGCUGCAGCCAUAGCGACGAACACAGGAGCGAAGGGACUGGCCACGACACGGCGCGGGGGCGACCAAACCGCUCGCACGAUGAAGGAGAGCGGCGCAGACCAAAAGGCGUACCCCGCCGGUGUCGACAAGGUCCUGGAACUCGUCGGCGGGUACACGCUGCCAGACUCUCUUAGCUGCCUUGCCGAAGGCGGCAUCUGCUGCUUCACGGGACUUGUAGGUGGCAGUCCCACCGCGCCGCAGUUCCAUCCUCUUGGUAUGAUUGCGACAGAGCGCUAUCUGACCGCUUACGGCGAGCGGAUGUUCCACGCGAGAAAAUGGCCGAUUGACGAGUUGGUGCAGCACGUCGAGGACGGCUCGCUCAAAGUUCAGGUAGGGAAGGUGGUUAACAUCGAUCAGAUCAUGGAUGCGCACGAGUAUGUGGAGAGCCAUGCGGGACUGGGCAAGGUCGUGGUUUUGGUCUGA